CGUGUAUUACUACUGUGCCAGUAAUUCAAAUCUCUACAUUGGGUGAAGACAUUGCAAUAGCAGUAUGAAAGCCGUCUCAAUAUUGGCGUUAUUAGUGGUCAUGGUGUGUAUAUGUAUAACGGACUCAAAAGACAUAUGGAAGCCACCCCCAGAAACCACAACUGAACCCCCAGUUACUCAGCACCAAAGAAGCGAUGAAAGAAAAACGCGAACCGCUGCCAUUGGACAUGGUGAUCCUCAUAUGAUGACAUUCGACGCACAGGAGUACGAUUUUGAAGGCUAUUGUAGUUAUGUCCUCGUCAAAGAUUGUCUAAAGAAGAGUUUCAAAAUAAUUGCCGACUUUCGUGGCCAGUAUGCGCCAAAUAAGCCCCCAACAAGAAUGGUAGCUAUUACUAUAACUGGUGAAGGAAUACCUGAAAUACGUUUACUAGAAGAUAAUACGUAUUCGAUUGGUGGACAAUUGCACAAUAAUACCAGAGAAACAGUAAAUAUCCAUCGCGACUGGGGUUUCAUUACUGUAAGAGGUAGCAGACCUACCGUGAACUUAACUGGACUCAAACUCAUUGUUAUAUGGAAUGGAGGAACACACAGAGUGAGGAUCAAUCUUGACAAUACAGACAUGCACGGACACGUGUGUGGCUUGAUGGGAAAUGCUGAUGGAAAUCCCGAUAAUGAUUACAUCAAACCAGAUGGCUCUAUUGUUUAUGAUGUCAAUGAGUUUGGAAAUAGUUGGGCUGUACCUGGAAGCUGCCCAUAGACGCACAGUGGUGAAAGUGGCACUAUAUACAUCAUUUUACGGAACACAAGACCAAGUUUCAUAUGUAAUUAUUUAAACGUAGACGUUGUGGGCUUAACAUUGGCAUGCUUACUUUAAAUCUAAUACUUAUUCUGUCACUUCUUUCGUGAAAUAAUAAAUGGGAAACAUACAAUAUAUCAUA
Messenger RNA from Saccoglossus kowalevskii, 938 nucleotides. RefSeq names its product BMP-binding endothelial regulator protein-like. Lineage: Eukaryota; Metazoa; Hemichordata; Enteropneusta; Harrimaniidae. Gene Ontology annotation, cellular component: extracellular matrix. The record is from RefSeq and is a predicted model, not a curated record.